UGGUCGGGUCCCGUCGGGUCUGGGUGGUGAAGGGGGCGACGGGACGGGGACGGGAUAGGACCGCGUUAAGUGCCGUGAUAAAGUUCGGUGAACCCUUUUUAUGUCGUAAACAUUAGCGAUCUGCGAGAACUGCCAUCGAAAGAAUCUUCUUGUCAUAUACCGCCCAGAAUACACGAAGACGACGAAACACCCUCAAACUAGGGAUCGGAACGAGCCAUCUACCUCACUGCGCCUCCCGCAUACUCUCUUCCUCACUGCCAUCAUGUGUAAACACGUUCUAAACGCUCAAGUCUCGAUCCGGUCACCAUGCUGCCGCAAAUGGUUCGACUGCCCCGAAUGCCACGCCGAGUCCGAGACGCACCCUCUUAAGAAGACGCUCGAGAUGACGUUUGUUUGCAAAAAGUGCAAAAAGGCCUUCCGCAAGGAUGCGACCGAGUUCGAGGAUGCCGACGAGUACUGCCCGCACUGCGACAACCACUACAUCCUCGAGGCCGUGACGCCCAAGGCCGCUCUCAGGGUCGAAGGCGAGGACGCGAGAAUGGACGCGCGCAUGUUGAAGGACGAGAGAGUCAAGCCUACUAAGCCGACCAUGAACCAGAUCUCGAUAUUUGACCCGGAUGCGGACGUUGAUAAGCUUGGUUGAGUGGUUGGUUGGGUAGUAGAAGUUGGUUGGGUAGUAGAAGUUGGUUGGGUAGUAGAAGUUGGUUGGG
Messenger RNA from Neurospora tetraspora, 710 nucleotides. Its product is annotated as CHY zinc finger-domain-containing protein. Lineage: Eukaryota; Fungi; Ascomycota; Sordariomycetes; Sordariales; Sordariaceae. The coding region runs from base 263 to 643 and encodes 126 amino acids. Gene Ontology annotation, biological process: protein import into mitochondrial intermembrane space. Gene Ontology annotation, cellular component: mitochondrial intermembrane space. Gene Ontology annotation, molecular function: zinc ion binding. The record is from RefSeq and is a predicted model, not a curated record. The transcript has 3 exons.